ACUCCACAGGAUAAAGAGCUUCAAGACAGAAUGAAGCCUAAAUCUCUUCUGGAGACGUGGGAUGAAGCGCAAAACGAGAGCAGAUUUCAGCGAUAUGUUUGUUCUAAUAAAUAUGUGACUUUAGAGGAGAAUGAGAGCCGAGAGAAAGCAAAAGAGGGGAAGAAGGCAAAAAAGAAAGAGAAGUACAAGAAAUAUAAAAAGAAUGUGAGGAGGGCUCUGCGGUACAGCUGGAAGUGUCUGUUGAUAGGACUUCAGAACUUCACAGUGGGAUACGCCGCCCCCAACGUGCCCCCGACGUUCAUCCCCGAGUUCAGACCGAGCUCAGACAAGACGAAACCAAAGUGUUCAUAAGAUGUCAGCGUUCCCAAGCAGAUGAUUCAGGCAGUGUGUCCUGGUGGUCUCGAGACUCUUGUUUUUGGAAACCAUUUGGGAAUCGAUCAGAAAAUGGGAAAUUAUUAAUAAAGACAUAGCUUGCAAAGAAAAAAUAAGGAGAGUAAACACAGAAGACCUGCUUAAAGGAUGUUUCCUCAAAAUCUCAAAAGAUUCUCAAAAGUGUUUUAAUUCGGUUUUAAUUUGUAAUUAUUUACAGUCAUAAAAUUGCUUUGGAGUAAUAUAUUAAGACAGAAAUCAUAUGCAAUAUUAAUAUGUAAUUUAAUUAUAGUGCCUUUAUUAUUGCAUCUGUAUAUUUUUCCCUGGUUAGUUUAGAAUCAAGGCUUAGGUAUAAUUAGUGCAAUGAGUUGAGUAUAAUAUUUGUUUAGAAAAGUGUUAAAAUCUGAAUGUAGCAUUGAUGCCAUGCAUUAAAAAAUGAUUACAUAAAGAUAUAUACUAAAUAAGCAGACAAUAAAUAACUAAUAAUAGAUUUUAAAUACUGUUGCUUUCAUAAAUAUAGAAAACGUACACCAGAAUGGCAUUUAUUUCCAAACACUAGACUACACACUGAUUACUGAAUAAAUGCUUAGUCAUUUAUUUUCCAUUCACUUUCAUCCAUCAUAUUAAGAAAAGUUAUAUGAAGAAUUAAUGUCUGAAAAAGUAACACUGAGCUUUCAAAUAACUCCAAUGUCUCUUCCAUCCUCCAGGUAUAUUUAUACUCUUCUGCUUGGAUUGAAUCAGGAUUUGUUUUCUCAUGAAAAGUGUCAGAGUAAGUUGUGUUGUAUGUAAGUCUGUGGAGAUUUAGAUUUAUCAGUACAGUAUGUGUGGGAAACAAUGAAGAAGGUUAUGAAACAGGAAAGGUUUCAAGCAGGAUGUUUAAAAAAAUUAUCCAAACAGGACGUUUAAAAAAAAGAAAAAAGUCAGGUCAAGUUUUGUGAAGUUUUCACUGCUGCUUUGAACACACCCGUUGUUGACUUCCCUUCAUUCCCUAUUGUUCUUUGUGUGAUCGAUAUUAAACUAAGUGCCGAUUGAUACGUGAGCAAAUUGGGAAGGUGUUUCAAAAGGGUUUUGUGUAUACAGGCCAGAUUUCUCCACAAGCUUUCCAGCUACAUGCAGGUUUGUAGGCAAUGGAAAUGAGAAUCAUUUAUACCACCAUGUUCUUGGUAACAGGCUGUAAAUUUGGAUUUGACAUUAAAGCACUGAGCUCAUUACAUAUUGUGAUUUGUUUUAUGUUGGGAAUGUGAGCUACAGAAGACAUGUUGACAUUUCAGUGUUGAAAUUCUGCUCUGUUUGCUCGUAGUAAAUCUACAUUGUCAUGAAGAUCUUGAUUUUUACGUUUUAAAAGAAUUAAUAAAAAAAAAUGCAUUCAUUCAAAA
This is a messenger RNA of Silurus meridionalis, 1745 nucleotides long. RefSeq lists its product as uncharacterized. The record is from RefSeq and is a predicted model, not a curated record. The transcript is spliced from 2 exons. Lineage: Eukaryota; Metazoa; Chordata; Actinopteri; Siluriformes; Siluridae. The coding region runs from base 31 to 351 and encodes 106 amino acids.